GACUGCUGCAGCGCUCCGCCAGCAGUCGACCAAGCGCACCUCGCCUCGAACAACAAACCGCCAUGGACCUCCAUCGGACCAGUGUGUUAAACCAAAUGGAUUACAACCGGGAGCCCAAGGAGGGGAAGCCGGCCCAGUCGACGGAGGAGCGGCUGGACAGCGGCUUGGACUCGCUGAAGGAGGAGGAGUACCAGGCUGUGGCGGCCGAGAUCCGUCGGCUCCAGGUGGAAUGUGAGCCGCCGCAGCACAAACAGGCUCCCGCUGGAACCGGAGAGCCGCUCGAGUGGAAAACACAGAUCACAGAGGACGGAGACACGCUGCUCCACCUGGCCAUCAUCCACGAGGCCAAGGACUACAUCAGAACAAUGAUCGACCUGUCCAGGAACACGGACUUCCUCAACACACAAAAUGACCAGAGACAGACUCCUCUUCACUUAGCAGUAAUAACAAACCAGGCGGACGUGUGUCAGCGCCUCCUGGUAUCCGGCUGCGACCCCACGCUGGUGGACGACAGCGGGGACACGCCUCUUCACAUCGCCUGUCGCCACGGUAACCUGCUGUGCUUCAGCGUCAUCACACAGAACUGUCAGCCGGAGCAUCUGCACACAGUGAUGGCUGCCUGCAACUAUCAGGGUCAGAACUGUCUCCACCUGGCCUCAGUUCAGGGUUUCCUCUCACUGGUGGAGAACAUGGUGGAUCUAGGAGCUGAUGUUGAUGCAAAGGAACAGCGUAACGGCCGCGGUGCACUGCACCUGGCCGUGGAUCAGCAGAAUCUCUCGCUGGUCAAGCUGCUGCUGAAGAAAGGAGCAGACCCCAACCUCCUGACCUCCGGAGGCCACACCCCCUACCACCUCACCUACGGGCGCGACAACGACGGCAUCAGGCAAGAACUGUACAUGCUGACCAAACCCGACCUGAGGGAGCUGCCUGACAGCGAAUCAGACGACAGCGAGGAAGAGGAGAACGAGGAGUCUGACGAGGAGGUGGGCUAUGACGACAUCCAGUGGAAUGGACAUUAGCAGGAAAUGACAGAGAGAGGAAGUUACAGAGGCUGCGGUGAUGACUGUUAGGGACAAGAGAAAUGGCUCGGCAUGUCUACUGCUUCCUGCAAUAACGUCACGGGCCCGAUAGCACAGGAGACACGGCGCGGGCGUGACCGCUGACAAACCAGAUGGACAGGCAGCUGCAGAGGAGGAUCGAACGGAGGCUUCAACCAACGAGUCCGCUCCAGGCUGCAGGAGAGCAAACGCACGCUGAGAUGUGAACACAUGACACAUUAUGAUGGGAUUGCUGUAUGAUAAGAGGAUUGCUUGUAUUUUGUGGACACUCGAUUCAUUUGUCGCAAAAAACAUCCUUCCACACAGAUGAACCUGCAACAGCUCUGUUGUACGAUAUUGUAAAUGCUGUGUAUACAAAGAUGUAUUUUUUAUGGAAGCUGUGAAUGUGUACAGUUAAGCAGGUUGUAUAUGUCAGACAGCAAACAGUCCAGCACACUCCAGUUAAAUUAAAAACACUCAUAUUUAACAGUAAGAAGCUGUGUGAAUGUAUUUGUGGAGACUGGGAGGGGCGGCAUGAAGUGGAAACAGGUGGCAUGUGAUUGGAAAAUUGCAGUUGGUCCUGGAUGGCAGUUUGGACAGGAAUGCUUUCACGCGUGUACAUACGACAUGGUAAUAUAGGUAUUAUCACUAUAAAGUUUAUACAUAACCCAACAUUAUAUCGACAGUGCCUGACAGAAUUACAGAGCUGCAGUUAUACAGGAAAUCAGCUUAACCAUGUGUGUUUCUCCUGCCGUCAGUGUUUGUGCUUGUAGAAAUGGCUCCAUCAAAGCAUGACAGCUGAGUUUCGGUUGUCAGCGGACGCCCUUUAUUUUCAUAUAAUGCAUGUCACGCAGGGAAGUGGCGCUAAGCCGACAACUCGUUUCCAGGCAGAGGGAAAUUUUGUGUGUGUGUGCGUGUGGAACGAGGCUGAUUGCACAGUCCUCUAAAUCAGGAAGUUUUUAGGAGGGUGGAGCUGAGAGGGAAGGGACAGGAAAUUCCCAGGAACAGAACACUCAGCUGUUCGUGACAUUCCUGCUUCUCGUUCCUCCAAAGAAGGGAAUCUCCGCUGAAUAACAGGAUGCCUCAGUCAAGUCUGGGGCCAGGGGUAUGAAGGGAGUAUUACUCAAAAGUCAAAUAAAUAUCAAACGUCAAUGUUUAAUACACUUAUGUAAUUCUGUAAUUUUUUUCCUGUGGGUUGGCUCUCCAACUUCAAGUUACAAUGCACACAUGGCACUUGGGAUAUAGCUGUAGAUACAAUGUACAAUAAAAUA
This is a messenger RNA of Chelmon rostratus (copperband butterflyfish), 2308 nucleotides long. It is a transcript of the gene nfkbiab, whose product is annotated as nuclear factor of kappa light polypeptide gene enhancer in B-cells inhibitor, alpha b. The coding region runs from base 63 to 1019 and encodes 318 amino acids. Lineage: Eukaryota; Metazoa; Chordata; Actinopteri; Chaetodontiformes; Chaetodontidae. The record is from RefSeq and is a predicted model, not a curated record. Gene Ontology annotation, molecular function: protein binding. The transcript has 6 exons.